CACUAUGAUCCAAGUAUCAAGAAGAUACUGCCACAUAGUAAAAUGUAUACGAUUCAGAUUGGUAAUGAGAGGUUCAUCCUGUCAGGAGCAUCUCUCUCUUCCGAUGCACCUUCGUAUUUCACCAAUUACUUCUCGCAGAGUGCCAACAGUGACCAGGUGCUGUUUAUCGAUCGCUCCCCAAGGAUCUUCCAAUACAUCUAUUCCCAUCUACAGGGUUAUCACGUUGAAAUUGACGAUGCAGAUACGUUUACUGGGCUGUUUUCAGAUGCCCUUUAUUACCACCUCCCUCAGCUGCGCCAACUGAUCCUGAACUCUGACUACUACUAUGCGAACAUAGGAGGAGAGUCGAUAAAGGUUUCAAAGAAGCUGCUCAGCGGCCGUGGCAACACGCCAAACUUCUUUACAGUGGCCAAUGACUCGCUCUAUAAGGACAUUAGCGACAUCAUCACCGACAUGAAUUGGAUUCGUCCGCCUCCACAAGCUGCGCCAUCUUUGAACAGAAGUCCAAUACUGUUCAAAGAGUUGGUCCAUAUGCUCCAAGGUGCUGAGCCUGAGAUUAGAUCGCCGGAGCACAGAAGGUCGUUGAUCAAAGAGGCAAAGUACUAUAGGUUUAACGCACUGGCGGAGAAGUUACAAAACAUAAUCGAGGUGUAUAACCCAUUCACUGGUGCCCAAGAAAUAGCAGUGUCACUGGAUAGUAUCAAU
Molecule: messenger RNA, 705 nt
Organism: Williopsis jadinii
Lineage: Eukaryota; Fungi; Ascomycota; Saccharomycetes; Phaffomycetales; Wickerhamomycetaceae
Gene: MRX16
Product: Mrx16p
Exons: 1
Biological process (GO): protein homooligomerization
Molecular function (GO): protein binding
Source: RefSeq, a predicted model, not a curated record